UCGCUUGCUCAGGCCUUAGCGCGGGGAGGGUCGCGAGAGCGAUGCCCGUGGCAGCCGCCGCCUGAGGCGCUCGUCCCGGUCCCGGCGGUGGGGAUGGGGCUGGGAUCGAGCUCUCAGGGCCCUGACGGCGGCGCCGAGGGCUUCCACGUACACGGGGUUCAAGAAAACUCCCCAGCCCAACAAGGAGGACUGGAACCUUUCUUUGAUUUCAUCAUCGCAAUAGGACACACCAGGCUUAAUAAAGAAAACAAUAUGUUGAAAGAUUUGCUGAAGGCAAAUGCUGAAAAAGCAGUAAAGCUGGAGGUAUAUAACAUCAAAACAAUGAAAAUAAGAGAGGUGGAGGUGAUUCCCAGUAACAUGUGGGGAGGACAAGGUCUUCUUGGAGCCAGCGUGAGGUUCUGCAGUUUCCAGGGAGCCAGUGAACACGUAUGGCAUGUUUUGGAUGUUGAACCUGCAUCUCCUGCAGCUCUGGCUGGUCUUCAGCCGUACGCUGACUACAUCGUUGGAUCUGAUCAGAUUCUUCAAGAGUCAGAGGAUUUCUUCUCACUGAUUGAAUCCCAUGAGGGGAAGCCAUUGAAGCUGAUGGUUUAUAACACUGAAGCAGAUUCCAUUCGAGAGGUAGUUGUGACUCCCAAUGGAGCUUGGGGUGGAGAAGGAAGUUUAGGGUGUGGUAUCGGGUAUGGCUAUUUGCAUAGAAUUCCAACACAGUCUGCAGUAGUGAAGAAAAAGCAAGAAAGCAAACCGCCUUCACCCUUACCAGAGGCUGGAACUCCUGUCCCAUCUACUAAUGGUUACACAGAGACUCCAUUACUGGCACCCACUUCUCAGAGUGACAAUGCUGAAAUAGUUAUGAACUUGGAUCAUUCCACAGAUCAAGAAGUGAGUGGUUAUUCACCUGAAAGCUCACUUUCUCCUCCUCCCCCUCUCCAGAGAGUUAUGGAUCCAGGAUUUCUAGAUAUGUCUGGUAUUUCAUUUCCUGAGCUCGCUGACUUAACUAAAGUGUCCAACAUGUCUUCAUCUGCCUCCUUCAACAUGCCAGCAGCAGAUACUUUAGUAGGCAGUGAAAAGUUGAUGUCAAACAAUGACGCUUCUGCUUAUUUUGAAAAUGCCUCAAGUUUGAACCCUGAAGAUGUAUCCAUGUAUUCUGAAGGCUCAGCCAAGAAGCCUGAGGUGGAUGACCUCCUGUCUUCAAUUCCAUCUUUACCUUCUUUUGUUCUUCCUAAUGAAAUUUCUUCAAAAACAACACUAGGAACUGAUCCUGACAACCAAGAAACAAAACUGCUCUUAAACAGUAGUGAGAGUUCAUUAACCACUACUCCGGUGAAACCAGAUGAUGAAGCAGGAUGUGAACAGAAAGAAGCAGCUGCUGCACAGGAGCAUGAGUGAAAUGGAUGCAGCUUUUGUUUACAGACUGCCAUAUGCUGUGAUACUACAGCUUGGAAUAUUUUUCUGAUCUUGAAAGAGUUAGGUGUUCUAUUUUGUUAGUGUAGACACUAUUAUAAAAGAAAUUGUAUGAAAUACAUAUCCUAUUGUCUUUGCCAAUCAUUGUCCGAUUGAUCUGCUCAAACUUUGAAUGCUGUCCAAAGUCACCAAAUUAAUGGAGAAAUUAAUGCAGAAACAAGGUGGAGACUGGUGAAAUGUCGACUUCCUGAAUUCACGUUUGCCUUCAGAUGCUUCUGAAUGUAUUUAUGAAGGUACUUUGUCUGAACAGUGACAAUGAUGACUUCCUCAGUGUGACUGAUGGCAUUAAAACCAAUUCUUUAUGGUUUUGACUUGCUAGGAAGCUUUUCUAACGGUACCUCACUUUGACAGGCUUUGUGCCUUUCAUACCCCAAGAUAUCUUUAUUCCUACUUACUACUCUGCAAACUGUUAUUUUUCUUGUUUUAGAGUCUCUUAUCUGUAAGUUAUUCGUGUACCUUCUCCACAACUACUUUUGCAGGAAAGGAAGCACAACAUGGUUUGAAGGUGCAUCAUACAGAAAGGAUAAGAUCACGUGGGUGGGUCCUGUCAUUCCCUUUAGCUCUUCAGUGGAGCAUGUGGUGGUCUGAAAAAGGGCGUGAGACUAUGACAGUUAUUUGGAAUAAACUUAAGUCAAAGAUGAUUUUAAGCCAGGUUCAUGUGUUUUCAGGUGAUUGAGCUUUUUAGUGCAGUUGAAUGUGUCUUGGUUUCUGUAGUGACAAAGAAAUAGCUUUUCUUUAGUUGUACUCUUCUUGAGUUGUGCUUUUCUAUUUAAAAAUAGGUAAAAGAUGAUUUGUGUAAGACAAGGGCACGUAACAUGUUAGUGCAACAACAGCUAUUGCUUUGUGUAGGUUAUUUGUUUUGUUUGCACUUGUCUUCACAUUGCUUCUGAAUGUAAUAGUAAGCACAAAAGAAACAAGUGGGUGUUUUUGUACCCCUCAGGGCAGUGAUCUAUAAUGGAAUUUUAAAGUUGCUGAUUGGGAAUAACUUCACUAGAGCUGGUACAGUUAAUGUGGUGAAAAUCCUUCCUCAUUUAAGAGAAUGGCUUAUGAUGUUAAGCAGGCAUUUAAGCUAUGAACUAGAAAAAGGUUAUUUAGCACAGUAUUGUCUGAUUUCUUUCUCAGUCUCCUGAUCUGUCUCUACAUUGUUCCCAAUGGAGAUCAGAGCACAAAAGGACUGAGGAGGGUGGAAUUGAGGAAUGGUGCAGGAUAAGGAGACUGGGUUACAUGGAUUUGCCAAUGACAGCUCAGCUGCAGCAAAGGGGUCUUCAGAUGAGUACAGCCUUGUGUAAAAUCUGUCCUUUGUCUUCAUCUGCCUUAAAUACCGUUUUGACAUGAAAUACAGUAGCUCUGAGCAGGAUGGUCAAAACGCCUUCUGCUUUAAAGAAGAAUGCUUUAAACCCUGACUGCAGGUAGCAGAACUGAGAGACUUCAAAUCUAGUCUGCUAAAUGGUCUGUUAAAAUUGAACGGAUUUUCUUCCCAUAUUGCUAAAAUAAACGUCCUCUUUUCUUCCCAGCUGACUGCUACAAGGGUGAACAGCCAAACACUAAAAUAAACAUAAUUUAAGUUACUGGUAAGUGUCUGGUCUCAGAUCCUGAUAACUGAAGGCAUCUAGGUGACCUGUUUCAUUUUUUGUUGUGGUUUAUUUAGGAGUGUUUCUCGUCUUGCAUCAUUGUCAAAAUUGUUUCUAAGUGAUGCUGCACCCUUUAAAAACUGGAAAGUGGGGAAUGUCAACUCAUACUAAAUUUUAAAUGUCACAGUAAUAAAUAGCUUAACUCUUAA
This is a messenger RNA of Cuculus canorus (common cuckoo), 3241 nucleotides long. RefSeq names its product golgi reassembly stacking protein 1 (gene GORASP1). NCBI's taxonomy places the organism in Eukaryota, Metazoa, Chordata, Aves, Cuculiformes, Cuculidae. The transcript has 9 exons. Gene Ontology annotation, biological process: Golgi organization. Bases 94 to 1386 code for a protein of 430 amino acids. Gene Ontology annotation, molecular function: protein binding. Gene Ontology annotation, cellular component: Golgi apparatus. The record is from RefSeq and is a predicted model, not a curated record.